Labrus bergylta (ballan wrasse) is the source of this 1249-nucleotide messenger RNA. The record is from RefSeq and is a predicted model, not a curated record. Lineage: Eukaryota; Metazoa; Chordata; Actinopteri; Labriformes; Labridae.
AUGAACGAGCUCAAAUGGAUUCAAACUUCUUUACUUCUCACAGCGCUGCUUCAGUUUGCUGCAGCAGUAGCUGGAGAUAAAGAAGUCACAUUUAAAGCUUCAUUUGGAGAGAACGCCACGUUGUCUUGUGAAACUGUGAUACAAGAUCAACAGAAGUGUGAAUAUACGGCAUGGCUCUUUGUUGAUUCAGGAAACACACCACCAGUAGACCUGGUUGUAGAAGGUCAGGUUAAAAACUCUGGAGUUAAAUCAGACAGACUGAGAGUUACAGAGGACUGUUCUCUGGUUAUAAAGAAGAUCAGAGAGGAGGAUGCUGGACGUUAUGUCUGUCUACAGAUCAAAUCAGGAAGAAGAACAGGCGAUGUGACUCGAGUUGAUCUCUCUGUUAACAAGAGUGAGGACACCAAACCAGAACCAGCAAGACCAACAACAACAACAACAAGACCACCAGAUUGUACAAGUUGUUCUGUUCUGGACUUGGUCAUGUUGGCUCUGCGUGUGGCUGAACUCCUCCUGAUUACUGUGAUCACUGUUCUUCUCUUCAGAGCUCGAGGGAACCAGAGACCACCUGAUGACAUCACUGUGUAUUAUGAUGGAGAUGAAGGCUCAGUGAACUAUGAAAAUGUUGGAGAACCUUCUGCUUCUGUCAGACUCCACUGAUCAACAACUUCCACACAAACAUCCACUGAGCAGAUACAUUAAUCCACCGCUUUUAAUCAUUUCUAUAUCGUACUUUUGAGCAUAAAAACAUGGAUCCACAUUUUAUUUGAGGUACUAAGUGAGGAUUUGAUAAAUGUGCUGAUGUGGAAUAUGAAGUUGAUAUUUGUUACGGCCUCCUGAACCAAAAUUAUUAAACCAAGGCUCAAAACUCUGAGACCGAAAACAUACAAGGACGCCACAAAGAUUUAAAGUUCAACCCUAGCUUUAUUUAUUGUAAAUACCCCACUCCCCCAAAGUAAUCAAAGAUAGAUAAGAAACAAAAGGGGCUGGAGACCCGGAAGAAAAAAAACAAAAGAUGGGAAGAUGCUGAGCCAACCACGUAAUGUGCCGUCAUUAUGGUACCUCCCCCUAAAACUACCUAAGAAGAAAAGAUUAAACUAAAGAAACCAAAAGACCCAAAAUAGGACUAACAGUGAUCUCCAGUCAAAACUCAAAUAAUAAAACCCAACAAUGUUAACAUAUGUGGGGAAAACCAGUAAAACUGGGAAACAAAAGCUCCUCACCACAACGCUGCCCAGAGUGUGUGCGC